Symsagittifera roscoffensis is the source of this 1146-nucleotide messenger RNA. RefSeq names its product carboxymethylenebutenolidase homolog. NCBI's taxonomy places the organism in Eukaryota, Metazoa, Xenacoelomorpha, Acoela, Convolutidae. The transcript is spliced from 5 exons. The coding region runs from base 189 to 944 and encodes 251 amino acids. Gene Ontology annotation, molecular function: hydrolase activity. The record is from RefSeq and is a predicted model, not a curated record.
AAGUUAUUUCAAAUGGAACGAGAACACUUGUUAUACGUGGUAACACAUGGUUCAAGAUCAGCUGAGCAUAACUACUGCGUUAUAAUAAUUUCGCGAAGUUUUGGUAUCGGUUUAUUUGAUUCAAAGAUUUUGGAAAUUAGUCUUUAAGUUUACCUUAAAUUAAAUUGAGAUCUGCGAGAAUCUAAACGAUGACUUCUGACACUGGUUGUUGUCCGGCUGGAAGUUUGCCAGAGCUGAUCGCGAACCACAAAGACCAAGGAGAGGUCAUUGACCUUCCGGGGAGUGACAUGAAACUGUAUGUUGUCGGGAGUGGAGACAAAGUGGUUCUGCAUUUCUACGAUAUAUUCGGGUUCACCGGGGGAAGAACUCGCUUCAUUUGCGACCAGUUGGCCAAGCAGGGCUAUAAAGUGGUGAUAUUGGAUUUGUACAGAGGAAAGACAUGUGCCGGGCUACCCAUGACUCCCGAAUCCCUCAUCCCAUUCGUGAAACAGUUCACACCAGAAAAAUUUGUGGAAGACACCAAGGCCACCAUCGAGUUCUUGAAAUCUGAGGGUGCGGCCAAAAUUGGGGCCACAGGGACCUGCUGGGGCGCGUGGGCCAUCUUCCACUGCUGUGCCGCUGGACUCGCCAUCGACUGUGGUGUGAACUACCACCCAUCGGUUAAACUGGAAGAGACGUUCGGAGGGGAUCUGGUGGAGCUGGUCAAAAAGGUCAAGGUACCCCAACUGAUGCUACCUGCUGGCAAUGACCCCGAUAACGUCAAACCAGGUGGAGAGGUCAUCAAAAUCCUGGAGGGAAAUGGGGUGAACGUUGAGGUGAAGGAAUACCCCAGACAGGUUCAUGGCUACAUGGCUAGAGCCGACAUGUCUGACCCAGAGAGUGUAAAGGACGUUGAGGACGCCACCUUCACAGCCUACGCGUUUCUGGCUAAAUACUUGAAAUAAGUUGACCUAUUUCAAUCUUUAAUUUUACAGAACAGCGUCGAAAAUAUAAUUUGGUUAAUUUUGAUUUGAAAAGAUUCGUAAUCAUAAUAACAGCAUAUCAAAAAAUCUUUCUAAGUUUAUUGUUAUGGAGAAAAUUUUGGGCUUAUUGUAUUCUUUGAUUAUUAAUUGUGCAUGCUUAAAAAAUUUAAAAUUCCGAACUUGA